GCCUGCCCCUCACUGCCCUCUCCGCACGCACAUUCUCUGUCCGCCAGGCCAGGGGUGUGGGCGGGAGCGGGGGAGGGGCCAACAUGGGAAUGAAAGGGCCUUUUACUUCCACAGCUGGGAGACCAGCUGCCACCAAAGCAAGGCUGGACACUCUGUGCCCAGAGCCCCCUCUGCAGCUGGCCUCUCCUCCCAGGAUCCCCUGCUUAUUCUCACCUUACUUUUUUUCGUCCUCUGCCUGGCUCCUACCAAGGCCUUGGAACAGCACUCACUAGGAGAGGGAAUUUUGUCACAGAAGCCAGAGGGGUCUAACAGGACUGCAGAGGGACAGGGACAGCCUCGACAUUCUGUCCUAGAGCUGGCCACCUCUCUCAAGCCCAGAGAGCACUGGGAGGAGGAACUGUGGAACAGCGUGCUGCCCUCCUGGCCUCUCUCUGGGCAGCAAGGGAAGGGGCUCUAGGGGACACAGAGAUGCAGGACAGAUUACACAUCCUGGAGGACCUCAAUAUGCUCUACAUCCGGCAGAUGGCACUCAGCCUGGAGGACACGGAGUUACAGAGGAAACUAGAUCAUGAGAUCCGGAUGAGGGAAGGGGCCUGCAAACUACUGGCAGCCUGCUCCCAGCGAGAGCAGGCUCUGGAGGCCACCAAGAGCCUGCUGGUAUGCAACAGCCGAAUUCUCAGCUACAUGGGCGAACUGCAGAGGCGCAAGGAGGCCCAGGUGCUGGGGAAGACAGGCCGGCGACCUUCCGACAGUAUGCCGCCCCCUGAGCGUUCCCCUUGCCGUGGCCGGGUCUGCAUCUCUGACCUCCGGAUUCCACUCAUGUGGAAGGACACAGAGUAUUUCAAGAACAAAGGCGACCUGCACCGCUGGGCUGUGUUCCUACUGCUACAGCUGGGGGAACAGAUUCAGGACACAGAGAUGGUCCUGGUGGACAGGACCCUCACAGACAUCUCUUUUCAGAACAAUGUCCUCUUUGCUGAGGCAGGGCCAGACUUUGAACUGCGGCUGGAGCUGUAUGGGGCCUGUGUGGAAGAGGAGGGGGCCCUGGCUGGUGCCCCCAAGAGGCUUGCCACCAAACUCAGCAGCUCCCUGGGCCGUUCCUCAGGGAAGCGUGUCAGGGCAUCACUGGACAGUGCUGGGGGCUCCGGGAACAGUCCCAUCCUGCUGCCUACCCCAGCUGUGGGAGGCCCCCGGUAUCACCUCUUGGCCCACACCACUCUCACCCUAGCAGCAGUGCAAGAUGGGUUCCGCACACAUGAUCUCACCCUUGCCAGUCACGAGGAGAACCCUGCCUGGCUGCCCCUGUAUGGUAGCGUGUGCUGCCGGCUGGCCGCUCAGCCUCUCUGCAUGACACAGCCCACCGCAAGUGGUACCCUCAGGGUGCAGCAAGCCGGGGAGCUACAGAAUGGGACACUCGUGCACGGAGUCCUGAAAGGCACAAACCUCUUUUGUUACUGGAGAUCUGAAGGUGCAGACACUGGGCAAGAACCCCUGUUUACUAUUGCCAUCAACAAGGAGACUAGGGUCCGGGCAGGGGAGCUGGAGCAGGCCCCAGAGUGGCCUUUCACCCUCAGCAUCAGCAACCGGUAUGGAGGUGAUGAGGUGACAAACACCCUCCGGGUGGAGAGCAGAGAAGCCCUGCAGAACUGGAUGGAGGCUCUGUGGCAGCUCUUCUUUGACAUGAGCCAGUGGAAGCACUGCUGUGAUGAAGUCAUGAAAAUCGAAACCCCUGCACCCCGGAAACCCCCACAAGCCCUGGCCAAGCAGGGGUCCUUAUACCAUGAGAUGGCAAUUGAGCCGCUAGACGACAUCGCAGCUGUGACAGACAUCCUGGCCCAGCGGGAGGGCACAAGGCUGGAGACGCCCCCACCCUGGCUAGCAAUGUUUACAGACCAGCCUGCCUUGCCUAGCUCCUCCUGCUCGCCUGCCUCAGUGGCCCCAGUCCCAACCUGGACGCAACCCCUGCCUUGGGCGCGACCCCGAACCUUUUCCCUGGAUGCUGCCCCCCCAGACCACUCCCUUGGGGCUUCUCGCUCGGUUGCACCCCUCCCCCCACAGCGAUCCCCACAAUCCAGAGGCUUCUACAGCAAAAGUCAGCUCCGCACAUGGCUCCAGUCCCCAGUGUGAGAGAGGCACCAGCAACAGGAUCUGGCCAAGAAAGAAAACGACCCAAGGGCAACUGGGCCCUAGGUCCAGCGCUGUGGGGGUGCUGUGCUCCUCUUCCUCCACUGAACUAGAAAGGAAGGCUGGAGAGGGGUAACAGAAGCCCCUCUUAAGUUGUGGUUAGCAUGGUACUGAGGGGACCAUUGCUGGAGUUGGUUGGGAUCCCCUAAGCUCUUCCUGGGAGAAAACUGGAACAAGUCUGCCCUGCCUCCCUGCACUAACCAGCCCCCCCCCCACCCCGGGGUGGGGGAGUGGGGAGGAAAGCACCUCUCUUGUGACUCCAUUAAAGUUAUUUAACAGCUA
Molecule: messenger RNA, 2466 nt
Organism: Cricetulus griseus (Chinese hamster)
Lineage: Eukaryota; Metazoa; Chordata; Mammalia; Rodentia; Cricetidae
Source: RefSeq, a predicted model, not a curated record